AGGAAUAGUUAGAAAACAUUUUGUCAUGAAGUAAUGCAGCAAUAGCACGGUAUAUUCAACACAAUAGCAGGAAUACAACAAGAUACUUUAAAAUAAUUGGAAUCAGAUAUGCAUCCAAUAGGUUUUUAGUUACUCGUUGAUAUUUUGUUUUUCCAUAUAAGCAUUUAAAGCCCUCUAUAUAUAGAGACGAGCAUUGGCAGGGAACAUGCACUUUCCUGAAAUGCAUUCCUUAUAACUCGUUGUGGUUGACAUUUAUAGAUUUCCUAAUUAAUACAGAAAUAAUAGCAGCUUCACACAUUUCCUCAGAGCAAUUUACCCGUUGGUAUCAAACAUUUCUUAUGCGUUUAUUUGUACAUUUGUAACGUAAACACUACCUGUAACAAUUGCCUAUGAGUGGCAGUUAAUCAGCUGGAAAAUAAUCUGUAGUAAUUUAAGCAUUUAAUACUACUUGAUUUCCUUCAUAAAUGACAAACAUUUGAAAUCUGAUAUAAUUUCUUAAAUAUGCAAGCAAAAAUGAUAUGUCAAUGGUAUGUCGCAGAUAUGGUGAUGUAGUAUUCUGGUUAGGUGUUCAUGCUUCCAUUUAGUUGUUAUUUGGAACAAUAUUUUGUUGGUAAAGCAUAUUUCUUUGCUGCUGUGAGCACAAGUUAAUCCACAUUAUAUCCAAAACUACUUGCCAUCCUUGUGAGUGCAUUUUGCAGCUUCCACCACUAGACUGCAGCACCUGACCGCCUGCAGGGGUUCAGCUUCCACCUGAACAUGUGUGCUGCAGCUGCACUGAAAGCAUCUGAAGAGGAGGCUGUUUCCCCACAAUCCAGGUCAACUACAGAUGCUGAUGAUUCACCUCGUGCAUCUGCAGAGACGUGAGGACUCGGACUGUAAGUGACCCAGGAUAUACAGCGCGACUUCCUCAUUCAUCGCCUUGUGUUCGAUGUGACGGAGGCACACACUCCUGAAAACAAGAACGAAAACUGACAGCUCGAACGCAACAGAUACACACACACACAAAUACAGAAAGUCCGGUGUUCAGCUUCUCUCCCCGAUGAAGUGACCGACCUGGAGGAGUUUGGAGUGAGAUAUCUGGAGCAUCAGGACUGAAGGUCGGGUAGAAAACACUGCAACCAUGCUCCGGCAGUCUCUGAACAUCCUGAUGCAGUUCGGCUCUGCUGCAAAGUCACAGGAUGCCACUGAACUGCUGCACGAGGACCUGGUUAUGGUGGAGCAGCGGGUGGAGCCGGCUAAGAAGGCGGCUCAGGUUCUGCACAAGAAGCUGCAGGGCUGCAUGCACAGCAACACCGGGCUGGAUGCCGAGAAACGGAUGAAAAAGCUUCCUCUGAUGCUGCUCUCUGUCAGCAUGGCGGAGAGCCUCAAGGACUUCGAUGCCGAGUCCUCCAUCAGGAGGGUGCUUGAGAUGUGCUGCUUCAUGGAGAAGAUGCUGGCCAGCAUGCUCGCAGACUUUGAGUUGAAAGUGGAGAAAGAAGUUCUGGAGCCGUUAAACAAGCUCAGCGAGGAUGAUUUACCAGAGAUCCUCAAGAACAAGAAGCAGUUUGCAAAGCUCACUACAGACUGGAACAACGCCAGAACCAAGAGCCAGGCCAGCACGGGUCCUCAUGCAAAGCAGGAAGGGCUGAGGGAGGAGGUGGAGGAAGCCUGGAGGAGGUUAGAGAGCAUCAAGGAUCAGUACUCUGCAGAUCUGUAUCACUUUGCAACGAAGGAAGACGACUACGCUAACUAUUUUAUCCGUCUUCUCGAGCUGCAGGCCGAGUAUCACAAACACUCCCACGAGUUCCUGGACAAAAACAUCAGCGAGCUCAAAGAGAACCACAGUCAGAAAGGGUCACAGAUGAGCCUCUCCAAUCAGAAGGUGUACGGCGAGCAUCUGCUCUCUCAUCUGUCUCAGAGCAACAGAGAAAUCGCUGUUCCCAUCCAGGAGUGCAUCCACAUGCUGCUGAGGACAGGCAUGAGUGAGGAGGGUCUGUUUCGUCUGGCCGCCGCUGCCUCGGUGGUGAAGAGGCUGAAGAUGUGUUUGGAUCAGGAAGCGGUGGACCACAGCGAAUUCAGCAUGGACCCUCACGCUGUGGCCGGAGCUCUGAAGUGUUACCUGCGAGAACUUCCCGAGCCCCUGAUGACCUUUGAACUCUACAAUGACUGGUUUAAAGCAGCAGGGGAAAAAGACCAGCCAGAGAAACUGGAGCAGUUCAGGGUACUACUGAAGAAACUGCCGCCUGAAAACUACAACAACCUCAGGUACCUGGUCCAGUUCUUGUCUCUGCUGUCGGAGCAGCAGGCUGUAAACAAAAUGACGCCGAGUAACAUCGCCAUCGUCCUGGGGCCCAACCUGCUGUGGCCCAGAGCUGAAGGGGAAGCAGCUCUAUUUGACAUGGCCUCAGCUUCUUCAGUCCAAGUGGUGACGGUCAUCGAGCCUCUCAUUCAGAACUGCUCCAGCCUCUUCCCUGAAGAUAUAUCUUUUGAGAUCCCAGUCCCUCCCGAGGUGCCGGAUGUGUCUCUACCAAUUCCUGUGUCCCAGAUCCAAGAAAACGAGAAACUGAGCAGAACCGUCUCCUCCUCUUCAUCCACAGCCUCCUCCUGCUCGUCCUAUCACACCGCUCUCUCAAAGUCAAACAGCACAGCCUCUCAGGACAGCGGCGGCUUCUUCCUGGUGAAGUCUGGCUCUGUGAGUCGCAGCGGCACCUCCACGUGGGCCAGCCCCGCCGCCGACACACCAAACCAUCAGAGCGCAACAUCGGGCAGCUCGUCCUCCCUCGAUCCGGGGCCCUCCGCUGCCGGCAGCUUUACGGCUCUUCCUAAAGCAACGGGAUCAGCUGCAAACCCGGGUCCGGUCGGGAGUCCCACCCAGAAGCACAGCUCGGAUCCAAUCCAGCUGGAGCCGAUUCUGGAGGCUCCUCCGGAGUCUCCGAGGGCUUUGGUCAAAAUCUCCCAGCCGUACAAACCAAAGAGAUCUUUCAACAUGGUCAAAACCAACCAGGGGAACGAGCAGUGUUCAGUUCAGUUCUCUAAACCCAAACCCCCGGCACCUCCGAGGCUCCAGCCACCCCCCCUCGGCAUCACAGCCUCGGCUCCGGCCCCAGCUCCAGCUCCGGCCCCAGCUCCAGCCCCGGUUGAUCCAGACACAAGGACCCCUACAGCCCCGCCUACACCAGCACCCCGAGCGCUGGAGGCUAACCUCAGAAAGCCUCCUCCCAAAAAGCCUGGACUCAAAGCUCCGAAGUGCCCUCCACCACUUCCUCCAGCUUCACAGGCAAAAGAGGUUCCUUCUUAAGUUCAGUGAGAACAUUUUCACACAUAUGCACUGAAAAAACUGAACCGUUUCCUUUCUUUAGAUGUAUUAUGUGAACAAAUGUCCCAUUGUUACGUUAGUUGAAAGCGAAAAUGAUUAAGUUGAACAUAAUAUUUUGUAUUUAAACUUGAUAUUUUUGCUUUCAACUAACCUAAUAGAGUUCUUUCAGUGCCGUAUUCAUAAAUCAGGUGGAUUUUAUUGUUGUAGUUCUUUAAAAAGGACCUGAAAAUCUCUUUGUUACAAAAGAUUUUCAAUAUUUUCAAUCUUUGCUGUUGAAUAUAUUCGCGUUUUGCAGCUUAAUUCCCUUUUUUCUGUCCUGUAAACAUCUCAGGAACCAGCUAUAUUUAUUUAUUCUUCAGUGAAAGGUGUCCUAUCUUUCCCGGAACGCACAGCAAUUGCAGGAUUAAAUAAUAGCUAUGCAGUUAAUGUGACAACCAGCCAUCCAAGACCAAAUUUGGGUUGCUGUUAGUAGUGUUUUUAGGGAGGAUUUUUCUAUAGAUCUGCAGAAUAAAAGAUUAAUUUAGGUAUGGGAAAACAUGUAUGAACCUUGAGGAUGGAUUGAGGUUUAAUGUAAAUAACAACUGUUAACUCAUAGAAAACACCGUGUUUCUUUUGGUUCACUUUACUAGUUCAACUCCAUGUUCAACCGUACUACAAUCACAGUCGUUUCCGUUUCUCAAUUUCUUUAUGAUCUCAGUCAAUGUUUGAUUGUGACGUUCACAAAGUCCAUUACUCCAAGGGCUGUACGCAGCUGUUGUCUUCACUUCGAUGUUAAAGUUACCUGCCAUAUCUCUGACCUCAUCAUUGUUGAACUCUCCUCCAUUGUCGCUGAACAGCUUCUGAGGUGGGCCAUGCACGCUUAUCCAGUCAUGAAUGAAGUGUUUAACAACAACCACCUUCCAGUCCACAAUAAACACUGUAAAUAAAUGCAUCUCCAACCUAAUUAAAAACACCUUUAUUGUCAUUAA
Molecule: messenger RNA, 4263 nt
Organism: Eleginops maclovinus (Patagonian blennie)
Lineage: Eukaryota; Metazoa; Chordata; Actinopteri; Perciformes; Eleginopidae
Gene: sh3bp1
Product: SH3-domain binding protein 1
Exons: 19
Coding region: 1121-3277 (718 amino acids)
Biological process (GO): signal transduction; positive regulation of GTPase activity; regulation of actin cytoskeleton organization
Cellular component (GO): cytoplasm; intracellular anatomical structure; cytosol
Molecular function (GO): GTPase activator activity; protein binding
Source: RefSeq, a predicted model, not a curated record